CUAGUUUUACCAAUAAUUUGCUUAUAUACCAGAUAUGUUGGUAGAGAAAAAUCUUAACUUCAUAUUAUUAUUUGAAUAGAUACUUACAUUGUGACAAAUCCAAAACUUUCUUUCUGCCAGCAAAAUAAACCAUAUUGGGUUUAUUAUUGUUUCCAAAACCAUUUAUCUUAGCCUUUAGAGUUUAAAGGUAUGGGUGUAUGGCAUUAGAUCCAAUGGUAUUCAUAUUGUAUUUCAACAAUGAUUGCAAAUCUUCAUAUCAAUGCUCAGAAAUGGAGUUCACAAACCAACAAAAACAAACUACAAACAUUUUUAUAUUCAACUUCUAAUAAUCACAUAAUAUGAACACAUAUAUAUGUUUAAUUGAAAAAUUUAAUUAAAAUUCAUUUGAAUCGUUUGUAUUAUUAAAAAAAAUAUUUAUCUAUGGUUUAUAAUAUAUAGGUAUAUACAUUUAAUAUUUAAUAAUGAAUUUAAAUAUUAUGUUAAAAUUCACUGAUUCUGCACUGUCAUGCUAAAAAGAAAAUAUCUCGUCUUUAAAUAUAACUAUUGUCCAAAGGUUUUAACUAAUCGUAGAGCUAUUGGCAAAAAUACUGUUAGGGGGGAGGUAGUUAAUUAGGAUGUAAAGGUAAUAAUAAUUGUUAGUAGAAAAAUAAAAGGUUAUGGGUACUAGAAUUUUAUAAUAUAAUAGGUACUACGUUUUUUUUUACCUUUAUCAAAUUAUGGUGCAUUUUAGAUUUUUAGUCCUACCAAAAAACAUUGGAAAUUUGCGAAUAUUUAUAGAGGCAGGAAAAUUAAAGUCAUAUGAAUUUGGAAGACGAUUUCGAAAGCGAUAUUCGAAAUUUCUUCCAGUCACCUAUAACAGUAGCUUAGUUUUGGUCCAGAGUACAGAAACUGAUCGUACACAAAUGACAGCGUCAGCAUUUUUAGCAGGAGCAUUUCCACCCAACGGCAAACAAAUUUGGAACAACGAUUUACAAUGGAUACCUAUACCAAUUCAUUCGAUACCUCCAAAUCAAGACAACAUACUAAGAGUUACAAAAUCCUGCCCUGCUUAUGACGCAGAAUUUGAAAAAGCAAAAAAUGAAACUGAAAAACGAAUGUUAAUUAAAUAUGAAACAUUUUUCAACUAUGUAUCUAAUCAUACAGGUUUAGAAAUAAAACAUCUUUCAGAUGUUGAAAAUAUAUUCAAUUCAUUAACUAUUCAGCAAAGAAAUCAUCUGACAUUGCCAUCAUGGGUAAAAGUAAAAAAUUACAUGGGUCUUAUGGAAAAUAUUGUCUUAGAAUGGUUAGUUACUUAUUCAAAAACGGAUUUCAUGAAAAAAUUAAGGUCCGGAAAACUCAUCGGUGAAAUAGUUAGAGUGAUGAGAGACAAGAUGGAUGGAAGAUUAAAUCCUGACAGAAAAAUGUUUGCUUACUUUAGUCAUGAGCAAACGUUAAUUGAUUUUUUACAUACAUUGGGGAUGAAAAAUCUUUUUAAACCUAGUUACGGAGCCUCGGCUUUUGUUGAAUUACACAAAAUCAAAGAAGAAUUCUACGUAAAAGUAAUGUACACAAAAACCUAUGACACUCCAGAUAUUCUAUCCUUGGAGAUGGAAAGUCAAACAAGUUUUUUACCAACAUUAGAAGAUUUUAUAAUAUCAACUGAAAAUUACGUACCAAAAAACUGGGAAAAAGAAUGCCAGCUUAAAUAACAUUUAACUAAUAUUAAUUUUAAUAUAAACGUUAAGUAAAAUGCAUAUACCUAUACCUAUAUUAAUAAUAAUUUUUAAUCCUUUACCUAACUAAUUUGAAUUAUAUUAUAUAAGUACCUAUGUAUCUUACGACUGUUGUAAAGUAAACCAUAUUCUAUAAGGACAACGCCCAUUUAAUAAUUAUAAUAAAUUAAUAAAUAUAUUUAAAAAUAAUUAAGAAUAA
Molecule: messenger RNA, 1911 nt
Organism: Rhopalosiphum padi (bird cherry-oat aphid)
Lineage: Eukaryota; Metazoa; Arthropoda; Insecta; Hemiptera; Aphididae
Product: testicular acid phosphatase homolog
Exons: 5
Coding region: 717-1688 (323 amino acids)
Biological process (GO): dephosphorylation
Molecular function (GO): phosphatase activity
Source: RefSeq, a predicted model, not a curated record